Messenger RNA from Phytophthora sojae, 2076 nucleotides. RefSeq lists its product as hypothetical. The record is from RefSeq and is a predicted model, not a curated record. Gene Ontology annotation, molecular function: protein binding. The transcript is spliced from 8 exons. Bases 1 to 2076 code for a protein of 691 amino acids. Lineage: Eukaryota; Oomycota; Peronosporomycetes; Peronosporales; Peronosporaceae.
AUGAAGGGCGGCAGCAAGUUCACGGAUGCUGUCGUAUCCUUCGAGUCGGCAUGGAUCUGCGCGGCCGAAGUCGAUGUCCAGCGCGAGGAGGAGGAGCGCGUGGAGGCGCUGGCCAAGCUACGCAAGCAGAGCGUCAAGGACAAGUACGAGCUGGCCAGCGCCGCCACUCGCCUGGACCAGGAGCUGAAGGAGCAGCAGCUGCAAUGGAAACGGAAGACGGAGAUGCGGCGGCUGCGGCAACUGCCAACCGAUGAGCGCGAGAUGGCGGCCAAGGUGGCUGAGGCCAAUAGCAACAAUAACAGGAAGAAGGGCAGCAUCUACGCGAUGGAGAACCUGCGGCUGGCCAUGCUGAUGAAAGAUACCAAGUUGCGCCAACGAGUGAAGAGGAAGAAAAUUCGCCCGCGCAUUGUCCAGGAUAUGCUGGCGCUGGAGCGACGCUACGCUGAGGGGGCUCGCCGACUGCAAAAGUGGUGGCGGGACCACUUGCACCGUCAAUUUUGGCGCGUGUACUUCCGACAGGUGAAAGCGGCAGUGCAGAUUCAACGCAUUGCGCGUGGGUUUUUGACAAGACGUUGGGUUCGCAUUUGGCACGCAAAUCGCACAAUCCGGGUGACGAGGUUGCAGACCCUCUUUCGUGGAUACUACAUUCGAUAUAAAGUAGUCUCGACGUGGAAACGAUGGGAAUACAUUAAUGCGGCCAAGAUUCAGUCUAUCAUCCGGAUGUACUUCGCGAAGAAGUUUUGUCGCCAUUAUAAGAGGGAGAUUGCGGCGCUGCAUAUUCAGUCAGCUUGGCGAGGGUUCGCCUCACGGAAGAGAUCAGAUAUACGUUGGCUAGAAGCGCGAGCUAUUAAUUUGCAGCGACUGGUUCGUGGUACUCUGGCUCGGAAAUUUACACGAAGGAGAGCAGCGCGCUUAGAAAGUGGCGCCAUUCAGAUCCAGCGUAUGUUCCGUGGGAUGAAAGCUCGAAUGGAGAUAAAUACGCUGUUACGUGAUAGGGAAACUCGCAACCGUCAAGAGUUCAUGGCAGUGCUGGAGGCUGAGGAAGAAUGGCAUCGCAUUCAACGUGACAAGUUGCAGGCACGGUUGAAUCGUAAGCAGCUACAGCAGCGCAUUGCUCAGCUUGAAUUCGACUACUUCACCCAGCACGAGCACAUUCACGAUAUGGAAAGCAUAUACCUUGACAUGCAGACGCAGCGUAUGCGGGUAUCCCCCCGUGCUAUCGAGCAUGGAUGGGUUGAAGAGAUGGAAGCCAAGAUGAAGCAACAGCGCGCUCUUAUUACCAAGCUGAAGCUUGAUACAGUGUUCGGCCUUGGGCUAGAAUUUAAGCGUAAAGAGAAAGAACUCAUCGAAUUUCAGCAGCGCAUAUAUGAGCUGGAGCAGAAGCGUCGACGGUUUGAAAUCUGGAGAAACGAAGAGUUCCUGGACUAUUGGGAGCGCGAGUGCAGAUUCCGGUACCAAGAAAAAUUAAUUCAGAGACGCCAGCAAAUUGCCGAAACGCGACGGAGGUGGCAAAUUCAGUUCUACAGGACAAACGGCAAACGUGACCAUCGUUGGCGAGGAAUCAAUUGGGCCCAGGAUGUACUGGAUGCGGCGAAAGAAAAGGAAGUGUUUUGCAUAGGUUCCACUGACAUUCUUGCUCUGGUGCAAGAUAAAUGGCGGCUCCGGAUGCAGGGAAUCGAGUCAACAGGGCAAAUUCUGGAUGACGAGGAAAAGGGACGCGAUACACGAGAUCAUAUCAGAGAUUUGACGGAUCAAGUCGCUCUCACUGCAGCUACAGCUCAGAUUGAACAGACCAAGGCGCUGUUUGAUCCAGUUUUUCGAGGUGUGGAUCGCUCUUUCGACAAAGUUCAAAAGCAACAGCGCGCACAUGAAAAACGGCUUCUAGUUACAAGACAUGAGCGAGAAAUCAAUGAAGCGAUCGAUGAUGGCCUGGACCACCAGCAGAGGAAACGGCAACUCAUUCUAGCAGCGAAGGUUCCGUGGCAUCUGCUCGAUCAACUGGAGGCUGAGCGGCGCAGACUUGCACGUGAGAAGGCGAUGUUCAAGCUGUGGGGCAAAAGCUAUUCUGACGAAUAG